Molecule: messenger RNA, 4710 nt
Organism: Nannospalax galili (Upper Galilee mountains blind mole rat)
Lineage: Eukaryota; Metazoa; Chordata; Mammalia; Rodentia; Spalacidae
Gene: Armc8
Product: armadillo repeat containing 8
Exons: 22
Coding region: 251-2272 (673 amino acids)
Biological process (GO): proteasome-mediated ubiquitin-dependent protein catabolic process
Cellular component (GO): GID complex
Molecular function (GO): protein binding
Source: RefSeq, a predicted model, not a curated record
ACUUCUGACCGUCUCCGUGAGUAGCUGCUGUUUCUGAGCGGUCGAUUCGUAAGCAGGCGCCUGGAGCAGCUGCCCCUUUCCCGGGCCUCCUGCCGGGUCUGUCCUGUGCUCGCGCGGCGUGGGGAGCCCGGCGGUUCCGGGCAGCUUGCCCGGCUUCCUACGGAGGCUCCCGCAGUUUGGCCCGAUAGGCUGCUGUCGAAAGUGCCGGCCGCACGCCGGAGCCGGCAGUAGCCGGGUGGGACGGCUCAAGAUGGCGUGCCUGUUGGAGACCCCAAUCCGCAUGAGCGUCCUCUCGGAAGUAACAGCUAGCAGUCGCCACUAUGUUGACAGGCUAUUUGACCCUGAUCCCCAGAAAGUUCUACAAGGUGUCAUAGACAUGAAAAAUGCUGUUAUUGGAAACAAUAAACAGAAAGCCAACCUCAUUGUUUUAGGAGCUGUUCCAAGAUUGUUGUAUUUGCUUCAGCAAGAACCUUCAAGCACAGAGCUGAAAACUGAAUGUGCCGUGGUGUUGGGAAGUCUUGCAAUGGGCACAGAAAACAAUGUCAAGUCUCUGCUAGACUGCCAUAUUAUUCCUGCCUUACUGCAAGGACUACUGUCCUCAGACCUGAAGUUCAUUGAAGCUUGCCUCCGAUGCCUACGUACCAUCUUCACCAGCCCUGUCACUCCAGAAGAGCUCUUGUAUACAGAUGCCACAGUGAUACCACACCUCAUGGCACUGCUUAGCCGGUCCCGGUACACCCAGGAGUACAUCUGCCAGAUCUUCUCACACUGUUGCAAAGGACCAGAUCAUCAAACAAUUUUAUUUAACCAUGGUGCAGUUCAGAACAUUGCUCACCUAUUAACCUCGCCUUCUUACAAAGUUCGAAUGCAAGCACUGAAAUGCUUCUCAGUUUUAGCUUUUGAAAACCCCCAGGUAUCGAUGACCCUGGUAAAUGUUUUGGUUGAUGGAGAAUUGUUACCACAGAUAUUUGUGAAGAUGUUACAGAGGGAUAAGCCUAUUGAGAUGCAGCUCACAUCAGCCAAAUGUUUGACUUACAUGUGCAGGGCUGGAGCAAUUCGGACAGAUGAUAACUGUAUUAUAUUAAAGACAUUGCCUUGUUUGGUUCGAAUGUGCAGUAAGGAAAGAUUACUAGAGGAGAGAGUGGAGGGAGCUGAGACCCUCGCCUAUCUGAUUGAGCCAGAUGUUGAGCUGCAGAGAAUCGCUAGCAUAACUGAUCACCUCAUUGCAAUGCUUGCUGACUACUUCAAGUACCCCAGCUCCGUGAGCGCCAUCACUGACAUCAAAAGGCUUGAUCAUGACUUAAAACAUGCUCAUGAACUCCGCCAGGCUGCUUUCAAGCUCUAUGCUUCUCUAGGAGCAAAUGAUGAAGACAUCCGGAAGAAGAUCAUUGAGACUGAAAAUAUGAUGGACCGAAUUGUGACUGGCUUGUCUGAGUCUAGUGUCAAGGUGCGGUUAGCUGCUGUCAGAUGUUUGCACAGUUUAUCCAGAUCUGUACAGCAGCUUCGAACCAGUUUCCAGGAUCAUGCUGUGUGGAAACCUUUAAUGAAGGUUUUGCAAAAUGCACCAGAUGAAAUCUUAGUAGUAGCAUCUUCUAUGUUAUGUAACCUCCUUCUUGAAUUUUCUCCAAGUAAAGAGCCCAUUUUAGAAUCAGGAGCUGUAGAGCUACUUUGUGGAUUAACCCAGAGUGAAAAUCCUGCUUUACGAGUGAAUGGAAUUUGGGCUUUAAUGAAUAUGGCAUUUCAGGCUGAACAAAAAAUAAAAGCAGAUAUCUUACGGAGUUUGAGUACGGAACAGCUAUUCCGGUUAUUAUCAGAUUCAGAUUUGAAUGUGCUGAUGAAGACAUUGGGACUUCUGAGAAAUCUCCUCUCUACCAGGCCUCACAUAGAUAAGAUAAUGAGCACUCAUGGAAAGCAGAUCAUGCAGGCCGUCACCCUUAUCCUGGAAGGGGAGCACAACAUUGAAGUCAAAGAGCAGACUCUGUGCAUCCUAGCCAACAUAGCAGAUGGGACGACAGCAAAAGAACUUAUUAUGACCAAUGAUGACAUCCUGCAGAAAAUCAAAUAUUAUAUGGGUCAUUCACAUGUCAAACUGCAGCUUGCCGCUAUGUUUUGUAUAUCAAACCUCAUAUGGAAUGAAGAGGAAGGUUCACAAGAACGCCAGGAUAAAUUACGAGACAUGGGCAUUGUAGAUAUUCUACACAAACUGAGUCAGUCACCAGAUUCAAACCUUUGUGACAAGGCAAAGACGGCACUGCAGCAGUACCUGGCAUGAUGGGAGUGCCCCGAGAACCUGAGAGCAUCCCGCAUCCUUGUUAAAGGAAGUACAGGACUAGCCGCGUUUGAUUCCUUCUGUUUGCACAAGUCACCUUGGACUGCAGGGAGCUGUUUUGCAAAAGCAGUUUAAUAGGCAUAGAUCUCAAGUUCAUCUUGAGAACUUUUUUUUGAGGUGGUGAUUUCCUCGGAGGACUAUUGUGUUUUGUUCUGUUUUGGUUUUUUUUGUUAGCUACUGGACUGUAUUAGAACAAUCAGUCAUUUUCCUUUGGACCUACAGUUUUUUGCCUAUGCUGCAGCCACUUUGUGAGCAAGAAUGAUGGGUGUGUAUGUGCGUGCGUGCGUGAGUGUGUGUGUGUAUGUGUGUGUACAUGCAUGCACAUGCGUAUGAGUCAGAAUGAAUGGGUGUGUGGGUGAGGGAUACCUCAGAUUUGUUUUUCUUAUUUUGUGUGAAAAUCUCUUUUCUACAGAUUUUCCAGGGUUUAAGCAUUGCUUGCUGUAUAAAACAAAACAAAACUUUACUGAAUUAUAUACAGUUUGAAUGAAAUGUUAUUUUAAAAGCAAAACAAUUGUUUAGUGUUCCAUAAAGGUUAUGUUGAAUUUUGGUCAGAUGAAUAUUUGUAAGUAAAAAAAAAAAUAUAUGCAUUUCUGAACCUCAACUUACAUAGAUUUUCUUUAUAAAAACAAACAAAAAAGAAAAAAAAAAAGACAAAGUUGGCUACGUCGGCCUGAAUAACAGGCACUUACACAUGGUGCUGUGCAAACAGUAAGCUAGCAUCUUACUGCCGCCAAUCUUAGCAGGUACAAAGCCUUUUUUUCAGCCUAAUUCAAUAAGUUCUCAGGCUUCCAAGUUAGAAGGGUGGUGGAAUGGAGUAAAGUGAGGCAGCAGUCACCGUGGGUUUUCAAAACAUCAGUGGGAACUAGAACCACUGAUAGAGGAAGCCCGCCCAGCCUGAGCAGGUGGACUGCCUUUGACAGGGCUGGAGACCUAGAGCCUCCCAUCUGCCCUCAGUCCUGUCGUUGGAGUUGGUAUCUGGCAGGAUUCAGAAACAGAUCUGAAACAUUACAUUCAAACUCAGAGUAAGUCGCCAUUUCCUGGAAACAAAGCCAGCUCACCUUGUGCUUCCUGCCACAGCAUAUAUCACUGUGAAACUAAGAGCGUUCCACAAACACAUCUGUAGGAAGAGGCAAGAACAGCUUGUCUAGAAAGCUUUUUCUGAAUUAGCUCAGCAAUUCCAUGCAGUAGCUCGGGGUUGCUGAUCGGUGUGCUUUUGUGGAAACAAGAUCUGAGGUCUUUCUGAAUGAAGCUAAAAACUCUUCAGAUUGAGAGAAGGAAGGGAAUCUCCCCCAGGAUGACAGAAAAUUACUUCUUUUUCUUGGCAACCCUUCAAGUUGAACUCAACAGAGGCUCCUCUUGCUGUUUGAAGGUAGAACCAGCCUCCCUUUUCCUUUUACUAGAAGGAGAUCAGAAGCAUCACAGGCAGGUUAUGAGGUCUCCAGUUAAAAAAGUUGCAGUGAAUGUGCCACUGAUGGGGUCCUACACCACCCACCAGCCACUCUCUGGGGGGCUGCUCACAAGAAGCUGCUCUGUCACCAACCUGCACCUUGCUUGGAAGACUUAAAUAUGGUUGAUUGCAAAUGAAUGUUUUUAAAAUGUAUUUAAUGCAAUUUUUCCUGUUUUCAACAUGUCCACCCAGGAUGCAAACACAGAGAUUUCCAAGUUGUUGGGGUCCUCCCACUGAGAACAUGACUGAUUUUUUUAAAAUGCCACAAUACAACUUGGGUUUUGUGAAGAUAUCAGAGUACUAAUGUGAGAAAACUAGUUUAUUGGGAAUUGAGCCUUGUUUAGGGCCCACUCAUUGCCAUUUCUGGUGUGGAGACUAUCCUUGUUUGGCAUUUGUAACGCACAAUGCUGCAGCAUUGGUAUUAAAAGUACCAGGUAAACAGAAAGAAACCAAUAAUGCAUUGCUCAGACAAUCUUGAACCCAAAUAGCAUUAGAGAACUAAAGACCUGGUAGAACAACUUUCACCCUUAAACUCUGUGAAUAAAUCUUGCCUGUGGGUAUAAACAAUGGUCACAUAAAAGUGCUUUAUGAUAACUUUUCUUAUUUGAAUGAAGGGAAAUGUAUUUAUUAAAACAAAGCUGUUUGCUGCUUUACGCAGGUGCAGUGUUCAGUCAGCAAGGAAGUGGGGAGAAUGGGACAUGGUCUUAUGUCUACACCCAAGUUCUUAGUUGAGCUUCUGCUCUCUAAUACUGCAUUCUGUUUCUCCUUUUGUGCCCUGAUUGUAACCCAGAAUUUAUGAACUAGAAAAGAAUGUCCAAUUUAAUAAGUUGCAUUUUUUUCCUUAAGCACUUUAUUCAGAACAAUACAUGUUCUUCUGGUAGUGUUUGGAUAAUAUGAUUUUAACACAUGCUAAUAAAAGCCAAGAAAAAUCAUG